AUGUAUUACACGCUUUCCAUGGACCAAUUUUCUUCUCGUUACAGCGGCACUUAUUCUGAGGUUUCGUUCUGUGGACUUGACACCACUAAACAACCAGCUGCCCAGCCAACUGCUACAUCACCAUCGCAGCAAACAUCAACGUCGAUGGUGCCCACUACCACUACAGCUCCAGCUACCGUAUCCCUUAAAACCACGACUGGUCCCAGCACUGAGAGCUCACAACCUUCAACGACUGCUUGGGAAGAAAUGACAACUGUUACGGACCUGAGUGAUAGCACUGAACCGAUGGGAACGAUGCCUACCGAAACGAUGCCUCCACCUGCUGAAGAAACAACAGCUAGGAUGGAAACGACCGCACAGACCGAGGAACCCAUUGACGAUACUACAGAAAUGAGUGAUAGCACGGACUCGAUGAGUACAAUGCCAGCUGAACCUAGUACUGUGAUAGAUGAUGAACCUACAACAGCACAAGCAGCGGAAGAAACCACGGAGCCUGUAGAGAAUCCCGAAACCACUGACAUGCCGGAGGGAACUACUGAUUCAGGAAUGAGUGAGAGUGUGGCGACCAGAGACAUGUCGGAAGGAACCACUAGCAUGCCGAUCAUCGAAACUACAGGCUUCAGCGACGGAAUGGUAGAAACAACCGAGAUGGAAACAGCAGAGAGCUCGAUGAUCACCGACUGGGAGGGAGAAACUAGUGCCAUGAUGGAAACCACCACUGGACGCACAACAUGUGAUGACUGCCCUGAGCUGAAUGUUUAUCUGUAUAACGAGAAUCCCUAUGAGGAUGGAGCCUCUGUAUUGAAUCGCUAUACCCGAUCAGGCUGCAAAUAUGUGCAGUUCUUCUGUCGGCCGUACCAGAUGACAGAUUACCGACCAGUACAAACGGUAUUCAACAACGAUGUCUCGAACACGGAAUUGCCACCAUAUGUUGAGAUGUCGUGCAAAAACGGUCAAUGGUGGUACGAGAACGUCGCCGUCACAUCACUAUCGUGCAUCUACGAGCCUCCACCAACAACAACAACGGCUAUGGUGAACUACCUGGGCACCAGGAGAUCCAAACAGACCAUGUAUGAAGUGCACUCAACCUCUCUACGUAAAACCUCAGAAUGGUACUACCGAAGGCGCAGCUUAUGUCGACUAUCGUGUGGAAGAGUGCCUUUCUGCGGAGAUCUACUGUCAGCCAACAAAGGUAAGCUUAAAUUACACGAACAGGACUACACUAUGAGCUUGGUCAUAAGCAGGCGUUUUGUGGAAAUCUAUGAGAAUGGCGUCUCAGUGGGCAUCACUGGGCCAUCGUUGAAUCGGACAUUCACCUGCAACGACGAAGCGCAAUGGGUACAACUGGACACUCCAAUUGUAGUUGACAACGUCUCAUGUGUGAUGGAAAAGGGUGCGCUGCCUUCCACGCUCACGACCAUGUUCACAACCCGUGGCGAUGGGAUGCUGUCCACGACCCCUUGGGACUGGUCAACGACGUCUGAAUAUGGUGGAGAAGAGACCGAAACUACCACUGAAAGUAGCAGGACAACUCCUGGCGAGGGAAUGCCAUCGACAACCCCUUGGGAUUGGUCAACGACGUCUGAAUAUGGUGGAGAAGAGACCGAAUCUACCACAGGAAGUAGCAGGUCCACCAUACCAGUAGAAGAGCCUUCGACAACGGAGAUGAUGACUGACAACAGCGAAGAGUACCCUGAAAGUACAACACCAGUUGGGACAGAUAUGUCCACGGCACCUCCUUUUACCCCUUCGAUACCGGUUACCCCUUCUGUACCGGUGUCAGAGACAACGACAGCUAUACCUCAAAGUACUGAACCGACCACAGACAUGGAGAUCACAACUGAUAACUGGAUGACUGACACGGAAAGUACAGUAGCCCAGAGCACGGUACCCAUAGAAACCACUUCAAAUAGUGGUGUCAUGACAACACAACAGGAAACAACUACAGAAAGUGAAAUGGAGACUGAAACUCCUUUGGUAGAGGCCAGCACAACGAUCUCUGAGUUCACUGAAGGUAGUACUGGCCCAAGCUCAAUGACUACCCCGAUGGAACCUGAAGUGAGCACUUCACGGGCAGCCACUGUUGAAAACCCUGUUUCCACUACCACUUCUGGUUCAUCCACAGGAGGAAAUUCAGUGAACCCACCGAUAAUCACACCAGUAGUUGGAGAGAGCACCACCACUACUCACUACUCUCCCUGUUACUACGGAAGUUACAGCUGA
Molecule: messenger RNA, 2223 nt
Organism: Cooperia oncophora
Lineage: Eukaryota; Metazoa; Nematoda; Chromadorea; Rhabditida; Trichostrongylidae
Source: the annotation of a GenBank genome assembly